GUUUAGAGGUUCCUGUAGCUUCUCUGGAUUUGCCGUGACGCGCAGCCUCGUCCUGUGUUUGGGUGCUUUACUCGGGUAUAGGAGAACCGUGGAGUACACAUAAACCAGCACUAGCUGUCCGGAGCGGAUCUUGAAGAUCAAGGCACACUAUGGAUGAAGAGGAACAGUUUGUUAACAUUGAUCUGAAUGAUGACAAUAUCUGCAGCGUCUGUAAGCUAGAGACAGAAACGGGGACCUUAUCUUUCUGCCACGUCUGCUUUGAACUCAGCAUUGAAGGUGUCUCCUCUGCUACCUUGUUGCACUCCAAGUCCCUGCGAGGCCACAGAGACUGCUUUGAGAAAUGUCAUCUCAUCGCCAACCAGAAGCUGUCACGAUCCAAGGUCUCCCGGAGUGCCUACGAGGGCAUGAAGCUGGCCCUCAGCCAGAAACUGAACCGCAUCAUUCAGUACGCCCAGAACAAAGACUCUGUCUCCUCCAGUGGCCCGAACAGACGGGGGGCUAAGCUUCUGUGUUACGGCCAGCAAAAUGACCGCAAGCUGCUCCCCCAGUCAGACGCCCAGGUGCCCCGCUACACGCCCUGCUGGGACACGGGCAAAUCAACAGGGCCGGCUGACUACACGAUGGGUAUGCUGGAGCGCCACACAGCCGAGGAGCUAGGACUGCUGCAGGAGUCGCAUUCUGACGUUUGGUCCAACGACAGCAGGAGAGGUCUUCACAGCCGGAAGCCAUCAGGAGGACAGCAGCGCGCGCACCAGGGUCACAGCAGAGAAGAGUUGACUGAAAUGAGUGUGGAUGAGCUCCAUCAGCUAAAUGCCCAGCUACUCCUGCAGAUUCAGAAGGUCUUUGAGGAGUUGACAGUUGCCGUGCAGGAGAAAGACUCGCUGGCAUCUGAGCUGCACGUGCGUCACAUUGCCAUCGAACAGCUCUUUAAAAAUUGCGCCAAGCUGCCCUGGCUGCACAUUAGCAGGGCCGGGGUCAAGGCCAGCAGCAGCACUGUGGAGUGAGGUGCUGGGAGGUGGCUUUUGAUUGGCUGCUGGGAGGAAACAGACGAACACUUCAGACUGCAGAAUGCAGAACAUGUAACCUGGAGGACACUAGAGCAACGUUAAGGGCUGGACUGACGUGGUGUUUGUUUUCAUGGUUGGAGUGAUGAUGCGAGGUUUAAAGGUGGUUUUCUGCUCUGAAUUCCAGCCGAACCGAGUUCACAUGAGAUGUUAGCAGCAGGUAAAAGGUUCCUGGGACUGGAUGAGGCUGUUUUUAAUGGACAAGAUCACGUUUUUAAUUUCAAAUAUGUUAUUAUUUUCAAAGACUGAAAAACGGUUUUAAAAAUGUUCCAAACACAUUUGUUAUCAUCAUACUUUUGUUUUAGUUUUCUGACACAUUUCAGUUUUACAGUGGAUUUUCCUUUCUUUUGUUUUGGAUUCUGAGAGUUUGAUUCUGUUUUUUGUUUGUUUGUUUUUUUGGAUGAUUUCAAAUGAACAGUGACCGUCCCAAUCAUACUAUAAGCCACUGCCAGCAGUUUGAUUAUUACCGGUAAUGUCAUGGAAAGCUCCAACAAGUUAGCAUCUACUGACAGUAUUAUGGGUUGAAAUGUCUAUUGUAAAGUUGACUACAGACUACGACCGUAACUGGCAAAGUUUCAAAUAGUUAUACGUGUCACUACAAGCAGUGGCAAGUACUUAUGUGUGUCUGCUUGCCACACUUAUUCCAAAUAAGACAUUAUGAAAAAUGGCUACGGGUCAUUUCUCAUCUGGAAAUGUGCACGAUGACACCAAGAGCAUCAGUUUGUAAAAGACAAAUCAGAGUAUCUGAAAUCCUAAAAGUGAAAACUCUUGAUUUAAUUCAGCUUCUGGGUUUAUUGGAACUAUUCUUGCUGACAGGAUUUGCUCACUGUAUAAUACAAAGCUGUGUUUUUUGCUUUUUAACCAUUGUGUAUGAGAGGCUAUGCACUGAAUGGAAGUGAACAGGCUGCCAAACCAAAGUUUCUAUUUGUUCUGUUUUGUGUGUGAAUUACAAACGUUUGAUUUUUGAACAGCUUUUGAAGCAAUUCGUUCCUGUGUGUAUUCAGCGUAUGUGUUCUUAUUUAUCUUCACUGUUACGUUGGCUUGCCCUCUCAUGUGUUAAAGAGCUAAGUUGAUGUCAUAGCAACACAUAUGGGAUAGUCUGCUGUACUGUGUGUCUCUGCAGGUCCCUAAACAAGUCAACGAGAGAUGUAGAGACAGUUUUUGAUUUAGUAUGUUCUUCAGGACCCUAUGCAAA
Messenger RNA from Haplochromis burtoni (Burton's mouthbrooder), 2259 nucleotides. It is a transcript of the gene cunh21orf91, whose product is annotated as chromosome unknown C21orf91 homolog. The record is from RefSeq and is a predicted model, not a curated record. NCBI's taxonomy places the organism in Eukaryota, Metazoa, Chordata, Actinopteri, Cichliformes, Cichlidae. The transcript has 5 exons. Bases 150 to 1004 code for a protein of 284 amino acids.